GUCCAGUCCAGUCCUGGCUCCGAUCCGUGUCGGAGGCGGCGCUGCUCCCCCUGCCGGCGAGAGCGAGCCACUGCGGCUCCCACCUCCUCGCCGCUCCGGCGCUGUCCGCCCUUUGUGGUGCUUCCUUCCAUUCGUCCAUUCAUUCCUUGCUUGCUUCUUUCCCGGUCCGGCCAGGGAGGGAUGCGUCCUUGGCGGGGCUCGGCAUGGCCAUGGGCGGGGGCCGCGAGCUGGUGGGCGCGCUGAGCCUCUGCCUGGGCGUGGGCUCCCUGGCGCUGCUCUCCACCGCCAUCUUCACCGAGCACUGGUACGAGACCGACCCGCGGCGGCACCGGGAGGGCUGUCGGGGCGAGGAGGAGGAGAGGAAGGGCGCGCCCCACCGCCCGGCCCCGCCGCCCCGCCGCCGCCUCCUCCCGCUGCCCCACCUGCCCUUGCGGGGCGCGCCCCCGACCCCCUCCGCCUCCUCCGCUUCCCCUCCUGGAGGGCUCUUCCUCUGGGAGACCCGGGCCUCCUGCGCCCGCCCGCUCUUCGCCACCCACGCCGGGCUCUGGAGGAGGUGCUACGUCCUGGGGGUCGACAGGGACCUCGACAGCCUGGUGGAAAGAGGUAUUGCUCAAAGAUGCACAGCAAUCAAAUACCACUUUUCUCCACCAAUACGCUUACGAAACGUCCCAUUCAAUUUAACCAAAAUCAUCCAGCAAGAUGAAUGGCACCUGCUACAUUUAAGAAGAAUCACAGCAGGUUUCCUGGGGAUGGCAGCAGCUGUUCUUCUCUGUGGGUGCAUUGUGACUGCAGUCAGUUUCUUUUGGGAGGAAAGCCUCACGCAGCAUGUUGCUGGUCUUCUUUUCCUCAUGUCAGGCAUCUUUUGCACUAUUUCUCUCUGCACAUAUGCAGCCAGUGUCUCCUAUGACCUAAAUCGCCUACCCAAGUUCAUCUAUGGUCUUCCUGAUGACGUUGAACACGGAUACAGCUGGUCUAUAUUCUGUGCUUGGUGCAGUUUGGGACUCAUCGUGGCAGCAGGGUGUCUUUGCACCACUUAUCCAUUCCUUAGCAGGACAAAGAUUAGCCAUCUCAAGUCUACCAGAGACUCUUCUGUAUGACUGCUGAUUUUGGAAUAAUCUGUUUUCUUGUGAGGCAGCAGGUCUUCAAGGAUUCAUAAGGGACUUAAUUUCAGAAUCCAAGCACAAAAAAGAAACCUUGAUCCCUUAAAAUGCCAAAUGUUGUGUCUUACUAGCCAGGAAACACAGAGGAAUUCUCUACCUACAGAGUGGCAGAGAAACAGAACAUGCAGGAGACCAAAAUCCUUGUGGAACUGACUGCUGCAGUUCAGCACAACGUAUAUGCACAACAUCAAAGUCAGAUAAAAACACUGUGUCGAUUAUUUAGGGCUGUUUUUAUUUAGCAGAGCUUUGAACAUAAGGUGACAAACAACAAAAACCAUAACUGCCAAAACCUCCCAAAGUUGCAAGAAUAGUUCUUAGUUAUCCUCAGUUAGUCUUACUUGCAUCUGAAUUUAUGAUUUUUUUUGUAUGGGAAACCCUUGGGUGAGUUCCAGUGUUAUAAGUGGAUGAAUAAUUCCCUUCAGAAACAAUGCAGGAAAAGGACCUGAUAAUUUUCAGAAUUGGCCAUUCCCUGUAUUGGAGAAAGUUAAACAUUACUGAUCUGCCUAUUCAGUAAUGGCAAAAUUUCCUGUUACGUAUUCCCCAAUACCUUUUUGUAUCUCCUACGGAACUAAAUGCCAUGUAUAAACCAAGAUUAACUGUAUGAAAUGGAUUAUAGGGCACUAGUUAGUAUCUUGUUGGAAGUAACAUCUGUUGUACAACCUCAACCUCAUUAUAGCUAGAAGAAAAUUAGUUGCAGAUCAUCUCCCUCUCUUAAUAGUGUCUGUAUUAUCGCUGAGCAAAUAAAAGACCUGGAUAUGGAGUCUUCUUGAACAAUGAUGUAAAUUUAAAACAAAAAACAAAAAAUACAACCAUGAGUUAAAAACA
This is a messenger RNA of Anolis carolinensis (green anole), 1985 nucleotides long. It is a transcript of the gene tmem178a, whose product is annotated as transmembrane protein 178A. The transcript is spliced from 4 exons. Gene Ontology annotation, biological process: regulation of cytosolic calcium ion concentration; negative regulation of osteoclast differentiation. Lineage: Eukaryota; Metazoa; Chordata; Lepidosauria; Squamata; Anolidae. The record is from RefSeq and is a predicted model, not a curated record. Gene Ontology annotation, cellular component: endoplasmic reticulum membrane. The coding region runs from base 204 to 1097 and encodes 297 amino acids.